CUUCCCCGUUGCUAAGGGCGACGGGCGGGAAAGAGCCGCCGCCAUGGUGGAGGAGCCGCCGCCAUGAUGGAGGACGCGCAUGAGGCGCCGCGGCACCGCAUCGCCGCCGCCCAGCUGGCGCAGCACAUCGGGCGGCCCGUCUGCUUCGUGGGGCGGCUCCACAAGGUGCACCCCAGCGGGAAGCUUUUCGUGCUGACGGACGGCGAGGGGAAGCAGGCGACCGUGGAGAUGAGCGAGCCCCUAGAUGAAGAGAUCUCAGGAGUUAUUGAAGUGGUGGGAAGAGUAACAAAUCAGGCAACCAUCAUGUGCAUGUCAUAUGUCCAGUUCAGAGAAGAUAAAAGUCCAUUUGAUCUGGAACUCUACAAUGAAGCACUGAAAAUUAUUCACGAAUUCCCUGAAUACUUCCCGUUCGGUACAGGGAAGAACAAUUGAUUCUUCUUAGCGUGUAUUUAGAGCUUCAGAGGGUGCAACAGUACCUUAGCUUUUCUGCCUGACGGCAUGGUAACAGUUGCAUCAGUUUCCACCAAAUAUACUACGAUGCUGCUGUUGUACGCGCCAGGUGUGGCUAGUGAAAUUUACUUUCUCUGAAAUUGAAAAGGAAGAAGCAGAACAUUUCUGUGGCUGUCUCACUGUCUGUAAAUAUUUAACCCUUUUGCAUUCAUGAGGAAUGGUCUCUUGCAGGAUUUGACUUGCUAGAAAUUGAACUUUUGUAGGCAUCUUUUUUGUUGUUGUUUAUUCAGGUUCCAGGAUAUUUAACACAAAACUUGUAUUGAAGACAUUUGGUGGGGUUUUAAUGUAAAAAUAUUUUUAAAUUUCAUUGGCUUUGGUAUAAAUUUAUUAAAUGUGGAGGAGGGGAGUUCUAUUUUGCAUCUUGAAAAUGGUCACUUCUACAAUAAAAAAGGUCUGACUAUGUUUAA
Oxyura jamaicensis (ruddy duck) is the source of this 917-nucleotide messenger RNA. It is a transcript of the gene RPA3, whose product is annotated as replication protein A3. Gene Ontology annotation, biological process: DNA replication; double-strand break repair via homologous recombination; nucleotide-excision repair. The transcript has 4 exons. Gene Ontology annotation, molecular function: damaged DNA binding; single-stranded DNA binding. NCBI's taxonomy places the organism in Eukaryota, Metazoa, Chordata, Aves, Anseriformes, Anatidae. The record is from RefSeq and is a predicted model, not a curated record. Gene Ontology annotation, cellular component: site of double-strand break; DNA replication factor A complex; nucleus. Bases 64 to 432 code for a protein of 122 amino acids.